Molecule: messenger RNA, 297 nt
Organism: Drosophila elegans
Lineage: Eukaryota; Metazoa; Arthropoda; Insecta; Diptera; Drosophilidae
Exons: 1
Coding region: 1-297 (98 amino acids)
Source: RefSeq, a predicted model, not a curated record
AUGCGAAUGACCAAGCCCCUGUCCGUCAAACCCUACUUUGUUUUCCUUGAUCAAUUCCGGAGUAAUCUUCAAAGGCGCGGCAUUCAUCAACUAAAGCAGUUUGACGUGGCUAAAAUAGCAGGCAGAAAAUGGCGAGAAAUGACGCCGGCACAGAAGUCUGUUUUUAUUAAAAUAGCUCAGAUCAAUUGCUCUAGGAAUAGGACGCGUACGCGUCCAAGGCUUCCAGUUGGAGGAGUGAGGCGAUGCUGCAUUAAAAGGGCUUCCAAAUCGGAGAGAAAUUCUCUCUACCGCCUUUAA